This is a messenger RNA of Heterotrigona itama, 4536 nucleotides long. The record is from the annotation of a GenBank genome assembly. NCBI's taxonomy places the organism in Eukaryota, Metazoa, Arthropoda, Insecta, Hymenoptera, Apidae.
AUGGCACCUCCACCACCACUACCACUGCCGAAGACGACGAUAACCACCGGAACGAGGAGUCUGAUGGCAGAGAGGCUGGUGCUCGCGCAGUCUCCCGUAGUUCCCCAAUACACCACCGACACUGCUCCUCUGAUCCUUCAAGAUGUUCAAACCGUCGUGGAGAACCAUGAUUUCCAGAGCAUUGUCGAGAGUGGAAGCGGUAGAUCGAGCAUCGUGGAUUAUUUAGACACCUACGACAUCCCAAAGAAAACCGUGAAAGAAUAUUCAGAAGAGACGAAAGAGGAAUCAUUCAAAGAGGAAAAGGAGAAGGAGACGUACGCGGUGGACGAGAGGAAAUCGAUCGAAACAGAGAAGAAAGAGGUCGUACAAACAGCGAGUUCGAGCACCGUGGACAACGACAACGAGAAAAUCAAACACGAAGAACCCACGACGAAAAACCAAGCAACCACAACAGGUACCAUCGAUGGACGGAACGAGAACGCGCCAGUCGGUGAGUGGAAUUCAUUGCCGCAACUGGUCGAGCGUCUACGCGCGGCUCUCGAACGUUCCCUAGGAGGAGGUCGUCGCGAGGACGAGCCGCCGACACUUCCGGAGGACUCUGGCGUCGACUCCGAGGAGGACUUCCGCAUUCGUACCUCGAUGGGACAAGCCCUUGGCAGCUGCAAGGAGCCAGAGUUGAAAAAAGACUUGAAGUUCCUCGAGGAUUUGCUGUUGUCCGACAUACAGACUGCUCUGUCGCGUCUCCGAGAGACGUUAGAGAAGAUCGACGUGAACGCUUUGGCAAGACACGGUGCAGCUUCCGAUCCUACGAGUAAAUUGCAGUUAUUAAGACUGGUGUCCAGUUUAUUAUCCAGGCUACAGAUGCCUGAAGAGACCAAGGAGAAGGUUCCACUGCUACCGUCGACGUCCCUCAGCAGAAGACGAAGAUUAACCAGGCAUACCAUUGGCGUUUCUGCGGAGGAAUUGGCGAAAGCUAGAAAGUGGCUGGAAGAAGAGAGGAACAGCUUGCCUUUGAAGGAGGUUUCGACUGUCGCGAAGGAGCAGAAGGAACAGGCUACUGUGUCUACGGUUAGUAUAGUCGAGAGGAAGCCUGAGGAAAUCCGCGACAAGUGCACGAAAGACGCGAUAAAUCAGAGACAGUUGUUGGAGGAUAAGAACAAGGAGAUUUUUAUUCGGGAGAAUAGUUGUGCGUUUCGUGGGAUUCAACAGGCGGAUGCAGGCGAUACCAAGGCUGUGGGAGAGUUGAAUAUGUACCAGGCUCAGUACAGAGCUAACAACAAUUACCAAGAGAGAGAGAAUAACGAGAGUAUCGUUGAGGAUAGCGAGGAGAGGAGUCGUGUGAGCAAAUUGGCGGCCAUUCUUCGACAGCGAGCUGAAUUAGCUUCUGGUGAGAAAUACGGGCACGGCAAUAAAUUCAUCGCGAAGAAAUCAAAGAUAAAACGAGCAAAUACCAUUGAUAUUCCCAGUUACCUGAAGCUCCAAGCUGAGACCCUUGGACGCGAAGGUACAGGUUGCGUGUCUUUGAGGAAACCGAUCAGUGUUGGAGACAAGUCGUUUAACUGUGCGAACGUCACAGUGCCUACGUUUCAACCUAAAACGGAGAACGAUCGAAAAUUCUUGGCAUUGAUCAAUAAAAAUAACGAAACACCGUCGGUCGCACCGGUGGUCCCUUUCAAGACUUUUGGACGCACUAUGGACAUGUCAUCGUUAACCAACGAGAAUUGGAACAGUAAAUUUUCCAAUAUCAAAACAACAUUCGACAAACCGACGAUGAGUGAAGAGAAAGAUAAUAAGCCUUCUUUAAAGUCUCGGGCGAACAAAAUGUUCCCCGGGCCAGUCCAGACCCAAGGUUAUUCCAAUUCUAAUCCAAACUAUACCGCAGCAAAUCCCCAAACGAAGAUGGAGUCCACGACAGGUUUCAGGCACGCUCCAUCGUCUCCUUUCCGUAAAAUAGAAAAAUCUUCUCCAGGAUCGCCAUCCAAGGUUCCACCAUCUUAUCACUGGCCAAAGAAUGCCCCAGUGCCAACAAAUACGCUGAAAGAGAAAGCAAGAAUGAUGUUCGAUAAGGAAACAACGCAACAAUCCGCGAAAUCUUUCAGAGCCAACUUCGAGAAGCCUGGCUUUCCCCGUCCGCCGUGGAUAGAACACGAGAGAAGCGAGAACAGAGCCAACAACACGGUCACGGAGAACGGUAAAAUAGACUAUAAAUCUUUUUGUAAGCAGUUUGCCCCAUUUGUUGGAAAAACUUCUUCCAUAGAAUCGAGGAAACUGGACGAGCAACGUCAACGAGAGCUGGUUCAACGAGACAGAGUUGCUGGAGUGGUGGAUGGAAAGAUCACCUUCAAAGUGGUUCCAGACAAACGUGUUCAGACUCAACAGUAUCCUCCUAUGGAGCGUCGAGAAUCGAAAGAGAAGUUCGAAACGAUAAAAGCUGAGAAAGGCGAGAAUAAUUUUGCUGACACCACGUUGAGAGGUAGCUCUUCCGUGGCUGUGCAAACUGGAAUUAACGAGGAACAUCAGGACGAAGGGAGAUCCUUCAGGGUAGCACCUAGAAUCGCUAAGGGUUCGAAUUUGAUUUGUAGCAACGCUGCUGUGCAAACUUCUAAUGAAUUGGAUAAACCAACGAUAUCAGUGAACGACGUAGAAAGUGGAAAACAGUGGAAACCUUUGUAUGGUGAACAAUCGGACUCUGAUCAAACAUCUGAGGAUCGUCAAAGGUUCGUUUUGGAUCAUAAUCAAAAUUAUCACACUGUGCCCACUGAUUCUGAGUUCAGUAAUCCUGUAGUAGUUACCGACUAUCCUGUGGUAGAUCAGACUGCGAACGGUGAACAAGAUUUCAGAGAGACUGUGCCUUUUCAGGGAACGCAGAAUUAUCAGCAACAAUUGUCUGAAAAUCCUGUAAAGAGCUAUGAGCCUGAAACUAACCAAGAAUACUCUUCUCCUCUCGUUUCCCCUGUUUUGCCCAAUUGCAAUCAGUGUGACGAGGUGUCAGAUACACAGGAACAAAGAGAAGACGUUCAGAAAACACCAGACUGGUCCAUAGAAAGCUCAAGUUUCCCAGACGAUCAGAAUAUUCAAAAUCAGGACAUCAGUCCAGAGAUUGGAGUGGUUACAAGGUAUACGUGUGCCAUAGCGACAGUUGCAUCGUCGACAGAUAGUCCCGAGCCUCGAUCAGAGGAAGUGGCGAUGGAUUCAAGGACGUCUUCGUCUCCCUCGCCUUCACAAUUUUCUUGGUCCAGGUCUAGACCACCCACCAACGAGACCAUUGCUUCGGAGGAUGAAAUUCGUCGGCAUAAUUUGUUGCAACAGAGCUUGGUUCGACGUCUACAAAAUGAAAUCACUUCCUUGAACGAUUCGCCGCAUCAAUCUUCUAAUUUCGGACCGUACCUGACCGUUAAUCAAGCUCAAUCUAAGUCAUCGAGUCAAUCUCCUAGCUCGUUUCAUCAACAACAGAGUUACGGCCAAACAAAUACUGAAUUGAGUCAUCAGCAACAGAGUUACAAUCAACCAAGUAUUAUACCGAGUCAUCAACAAAGUUAUAAUCAAUCAGAUACUGUGCCAGAUCAUCAGCAACAAAGUUACAAUCAAUCAAACAUUGUAUCAAGCCAUCAACAACAGAGUUAUAAUCAAGCAAGUAUUAUUUCAGGUUACCAACAACAGACAAGCAAACCAUUAGGUCAUCAGCAACCUGUAAAUCCAACUCAAAAUGUUCACCACUUAAAACCAAAUUUCAAUCACAGCAUCCAUCAACAACAAAGUUAUAAUCGACCAGUAAAUUUUGAUCGGCCACCGGGUUUCCAAGGACCAAGUCGAUUUGCCAAAUACCUAGCACCAGUUCCUCAAAAGAAGGUAGAACCAUCUCGAGCAGAUUCACAUUCACCAGGUCCAGUGACCGUGAAUCGAGUAGUUGCGUUAAGAGAGGCCUACGAACAGGCGCCUAACUCUCAAACGAAACCAAUUCACAAGGAACGUUCGCCAAUUCCAAACGAAACAGCGACCAUCGACUCCAGCGACGAAUACUUAGCCUCCUGCGCGAAUAAACACUCGAGAUCCAUAGUGCUCUCGAAAUCAGAAUCCUGGCAUCAGUUGGCUCUCUCCAAUCGUUAUCCCAGGCCAUCAAAAAUUAAUACGCCGGCGUCAGCGUCUUCGUUUAGCCAACAUUUACCAUCUACACAUCCUAAACCACCUAAACCAAGGUCUCCGUCUUCGCAGAAAUUAAGGUCCAAACAAUUCGAAGCGUCUUCAAUGGCGGAUAGCGUGAAAAAGAUGGAGGAUAAGAUUAGACAGUAUUUCGAUCAACCUGGCGAGCAUCUAGAAACGAAAGAUCCGUUGAGACAUAGGAGAUCCCCAAGAUUCUCGUCUAAAGGAAUGAUUGGACUGUCUCGUAGUCGCACUAUGCCUGGUCUAACUGAUGAGAAAUUAACUCUUUUGAUACCUGCCCCUCAGCAAGUGCCAUUGUUAAACGUGAACACCGCGGAUGUUGACAAGGUGUUCGACGAUUUGUUCGAGGAAGCCACGAGGACGGAUAAACAGUAA